Messenger RNA from Caretta caretta (loggerhead turtle), 6116 nucleotides. RefSeq names its product RAP2A, member of RAS oncogene family (gene RAP2A). Gene Ontology annotation, cellular component: membrane. NCBI's taxonomy places the organism in Eukaryota, Metazoa, Chordata, Testudines, Cheloniidae. Gene Ontology annotation, biological process: Rap protein signal transduction. The record is from RefSeq and is a predicted model, not a curated record. Gene Ontology annotation, molecular function: GTPase activity; GTP binding.
GCGGGCGGGCGCCGGGCGGGAGGAUGCGCGAGUACAAGGUGGUGGUGCUGGGCUCGGGCGGGGUGGGGAAGUCGGCGCUCACGGUGCAGUUCGUCACCGGCACCUUCAUCGAGAAGUACGACCCCACCAUCGAGGAUUUCUACCGCAAGGAGAUCGAGGUGGACGCGUCGCCCUCGGUGCUGGAGAUCCUGGACACGGCCGGCACCGAGCAGUUCGCCUCCAUGCGGGACCUCUACAUCAAGAACGGCCAGGGCUUCAUCCUGGUCUACAGCCUGGUCAACCAGCAGAGCUUCCAGGACAUCCGCCCCAUGCGCGACCAGAUCAUCCGCGUCAAGAGGUAUGAGAAGGUGCCAGUAAUUUUGGUUGGUAAUAAAGUGGACCUGGAGAGUGAGAGGGAAGUAUCUUCAAAUGAAGGCAGAGCUCUGGCUGAAGAAUGGGGCUGUCCUUUUAUGGAGACCUCUGCUAAAAGUAAAACAAUGGUGGAUGAGCUCUUUGCAGAAAUCGUUAGACAAAUGAACUAUGCAGCUCAGCCAGACAAAGAUGAUCCAUGCUGUUCUGCAUGUAAUAUUCAAUAGCAUUAAAAAUUACCUAACCUGGACUUAAUCUGCAGAAUUUUUGUAAAGUGGUAAAACUGUCUGCCUCAUUUCCUGGUUUGUGGGUCACUUGGAAUAAAUCAUAAGUGAAGUAACAACUUUAAAUCAGAGCUGAGCAUUGAAAGUCAAUCGCUGUCUCUGAACAUAAUGGGGUUAAACUACAAUUUCUCACCCAAUACGCCCUUGUGCACCUACAAUUUCAUCAUAGACAGUUGAUCUACAGGGUGAUCUCAGUGAACUAUAUGUAUUUGCAUUAUGUCAGACAGCAGCAGCUAUUUCAUAAAUUAGAAAAUUCCUGGUGGUGAAAAUUGAAAUCGCUAGAGGGAAGACCUGGAAAAAUUACUUGCAAUUAGCGUAUUCUGUACUGAUAAACGCAAAAGGAGAGGAAAGCCUUUCAGUUUCGAUAUACUGAAUUUCAGGAGUUGCACUUUUGCUUGUGGCCAAGUUUACACAAACAAGUAUACUGUUUUCAUCUGAACUUCUGACAGUUUUAGAGACAGAUAUGAUCUACAAGACCUAUAUAGUUCUUUUUUCCCAAAAUUGAUGCAAUUUCUACACUUUAUCCCAUCUUGUGAACUAGAAAGCACUGCAUCAGUACUUGAAAGAAGAGAGAAGAUCUGAAAAACUAAAAGCUAGUGAAAAAACAUGAUAUGGCAUUGGAAUGUUUUAAAUCUUCCACUUUGCUGCUCAAGAAUGGAGGAUCACUUCAGAUUUUGGUCAGACAAAAAGCCAAACAAACCCUCUGUUUACAAAGCAGGAAACAUCUUUAUCACUUUACUGAACCAGGAGGAAGCAACUGUGAUGAAAAAAAUUGCUUAGCCUUACUAACAAGGAACACUUUAAUAGAUUAACUAGUACCAUCUUGUAAGGAAAACAAAGCCAUGUUGCAUCCAGAUGUUCCCUUUUGCAGAAACCUCAUGGGGCAGUACGAACAUCCUGCAUUUUUAAGUUUGCUAAAGAAGAUAAUUUCUUUCUUGCCUUUAAGGGCUAAGUUUUUUUUUUUCGUGUGAUCCCUAACUAACCUUUGGAAAUCAAGUUUGCUAUUUCAUAGCUUUAAUGUUGGCCACUUUGUUAAUUGAAUAACCAUAUGAAAUCAUUUUGGCUCACAGGAGGAAUAUAGGUUAUGGUUAUACUGUAGGUGAGAAAGGAAAAAGCUUUUGUGUAAUUGCCUGACACUAUUCAAAGAUUGCCCUGAUUAUUAGGGUAUCAAAUAGUGGGAGCAAAUAUUUUGUUUUGCAAGGGUGCUCAAGCUCUGACAUUCUAGUUUUCCUAGCAGUGAAGUAUUUAUCAUUUGCAUGACUAAUGGCACAGAAAUAUCUAUUCUGAAGUCUUACAAUCAAGUAUAGAAAAGUUUUCAAUCAAAAUGUUUAAGUUUUAUAUGUUGGAACGAUUGUCUUGAGCUGGACCUUUAUAGAUAAAAUUUGGUCAUCAAAAUGCAAUAUCACUGAGCCUGUGGUCUAAAUACCACCAUGCAUUUUAUUAGUUUCUCAGUCUAGUGCAGUAACAGUGUAGUUCCUUGUGUGUAAAUGAGUGAAAACAGGGGUGCAUGUGUUGGGUGUGUGUAUGUAUCCCUUAGAAAUGUUGUAAUUGGAGUUUGGACAGAUUUACCUCCAUCAGCAGAACUGCUUUAAAAAUGCUCUUAAUCUUUGAAAUGAAAAACGCAAGUAUAAAACAGCUUCCCAAAAUUUCUUUUUAAUAUAGUAACAUUUUUAAUCUUGUUCAGUGGGUGACAGCUAAUGGAAAUAUUAGUGAUGGAAAAGAACUGGCCACCACUGCCCUUAGACCUUGAAAAGCUUUUCGAGGACACAAGGAUGUUAAGUCUGAUAAAUGUGCGGCCCUACUAGUCAGAUUUUUCUAAAUCCUUGUAAUGUAGGUUUUUCCUACCAGCUAAUUUCCACAUUUGGUGCACCUUUUUCACCUAAUAUUAACCAUGUGUGUGUGCGUAAGCAAAAUUUGAGACUUGAAUCAAUGGUAUCUUCACUUCCUAAAAUAUUUAAAUGGAGGAGGGGUCUAAUGAAACUAUACAAUCUAAUAAUAAAAUAGGCAGCUUGUCAAUUUGAGACCUAGUGCCUGAGUGCUCAGAAACAUUUUACCAAUUUACAGUUUACCAAUUUACAGUUUACCAGUUGAUACCAAUUUACAGUUUGGAGUGCAUGUUGAGCAAUAUUAUACACAAACUGCUAAGAUCUUAUAUAAAAAAUGGCUGUGCCACCAAUAAAGUGGUAUAAAUAAUAUGUAUGAAAGGCCUAAGUUGUAACAUAAAACAGAUGGGCUUUUAAUUUAGGAAAAACUGCACAAGUAAAAUUCUAAACAGAAAAUUUUAGUAAAAAAGAUACUUCUGAGACAUGUUUUUCUUGCCAUUUUACAUUUGUAAUGACUAAGCAACACACAUCAACACACAACAUUCCGGGGUGUUGGGCGGGGGGAAAUGUAAAUGUUCUUCUCUUUAUUGUAUAAUUCUAAGGAGGUAGUUGUGCACUAUUUGUGUUUCCACUGAUGUGAAUAUAGUGGAGCUUGAAUCAAUGACAGUUGCAUUUGGCUAAGAUAUUUUUGAAAGCAUAAGGAUAGCAAGAGGGUAGUUAAAUGAGCCACAUUCAAGAUAGGUGGCCACCUGGAGAAAGUCAGUGGUCUUGGGUCAUCUCUUUCUUUGUACCCUGAUCAGACUACCAAUUAUAGUAUGUGAAAGUUUUUUAUAACAUGCCUUAAAAUAUUAUGGUUUGAUCCAAAGACCCAUGUUUUCUUUAGCUGUUCUUGUAGAGUUUUGUACUUUUCUACAAAGACAGCAUUUUUAAAGUUUUAUUGGUUUGGGGGCGUUUUUUGUUUGGUUUUUUUUUUUUGGCUUUUUUAAACGUUGCAGCUUUUAUUUUUUUCGGCUGUGAUAAUGGUAGUAACUGUUUUCUCCCAUUUUUUAAAAGUAGGCAAAAUAAAUAAACCAGCAUCAGAUCAAAAGUAUUUACACAUGGGGUUUUUUAUUAGAGCAUCAAAAGCAGCUUUUGAUAACUUUCUGUUCUGGUUUGGCCAACAAGUAACUAGCCUCUCUCUAACCCCAGUGCUACAGUUGCCAUCACUUUUCUGUGGGAAAACUACUGGUAUUUGCUUUCCUGUAUAAAGAAUGUUGCCUAAAGAUGUCAGCCAUUUGGCUGGGGGUGGGUUGUGCAUGUUUGGUUUUUCUUUUUACCAGUGUAGAAUCAAAGUACUGCUUAGGCUUUAAUGGUGAAACUCUGACAAAGCAAACGUUUGACAACAGCAGAAGGCUUUUAUCUGCAUUGUUGUGCAUCAGGUCUCAAGAAUGGUUGCAGGGGGUUUUGGAACCAGGCUUAACGGUAUUGAUUUGGGGUUUCCCAGAGGUGACUAAAUAUAUUUCACAGUUAAUUGUUGAGCUCUAGUACAACUGGCAACCUAUAGAUAGGGCAACAAUUUAUUGUUUUGUAACAAUGUCAGUUGUUAAACCUUGAUGUUUCAAAUAAAACAAGAAUUGUACAUAGAACUCAAUGCAAACUCAGCAGUUGUAUUUGGAGUUAAAUUAUUUUAACAAAUAAAUUUAUUUAAUGAAACCUGCCUUGGAUUUCCUUGUAUCAUCAAGUUUGGUUUUAUCAAAUAGCUCACCCAAAGCUAAUUAGAACUACCUACUUGUAAACAGCAGUAAACGGACCUAUUUAGAGUUCAGGAGAGGUUCUCCUGUCGAAAUAUUCUGUUGAUAUAAAUUGAAUGGAUGCAAGCAAAUACUAUUGUUUUCAUUUUUACAUAUGCACAUUUACUGUAGCCUCACACGUACUGCUACUGGAUAAAAUAUGCUCCAGGAAAAAGGCCAGUGGAUUGGAAGCUUAUUAAGGUACAUAACUAAUUCUGAAAGGUGGAAUAAAGAUUGCUGUAAAGUGUACUAAAAUGAUGUAAUGAGCUGAACUUGGUCAACCAUGAAGAUGUAAUAUCCAAUAAUGAAGUUACUUUUAUGGUAUUAAAAUUUCAAUGGAUUAACAAGGAUUGAUCAUCACGUCAACUGUUCUAUUGGUGCUGGGCUUUUAUUUUGGUUUUUUAGUCUUGCAUUGCUCUACAAAAUACAUCGUGUUAGCAAGAAUUUCAUUAUACAUCUCUGCAAUGAUAGCAAUAUUUGAACAGUCACGAUGCUAAUGUUAACAGGAUUGUUCUAGAUGAUGUUGAUUAGCAGUUACAUCUUGGUGCUACUGACAUGACUAUAAUGUAUUAUUGUGUUUUGAACAUGAUUGGUACUGGGGGCUGUGUGUUUUUUGUUUACAGGUCAUGUGGGUUUUAAGGUGCCAAAAGUUGGAGGCUGAUGCUCUGUAAGAACUCUUUAUUCUGUGGACAACACUGUGAAGAGUGACAAAUUAUGUUAAUUUACACAGCCUUCAGCUGCUCUAGUCACUGAUAACUGGCCCAUUCAUUCUGUAAACCAAUUUCCAGUGUAUCUUUGGCUAAAACUGGACAACCCCUGGCAACAUUCCAUUAAUUUAGUAGAAUUCUUGGGUGGGAGGGAAGUUGUAUAAGAGAAUAGCCACAUGGGGUUACUGACAUUUAUUGCACUGUUUUGAAUAGCUAAAAAGUACAACAUGCUAUAGCACGGUGGGUUUUUUUUUUUUUUUUUUGUGGAAUGCGGGAACAAUACUGGAAUGUGGGAACACUUGCUUAGAUCAUGAUUGAAUUUUUUUCCUUGUUUCCUUUUUUUAAAUACUUACAGCUGCAAUGUUCUGCUGGUUCCUUCUAGGAAAACUUUACACUGUUUGUUUUUCAAUUUUAGAAAAAUCUGUCACGGUUUUGUUAUCCAGAGAUAUUCACUGAAUAAGCAGUUUGCUUCCAUCACUUAGGUCAUGUAGUGACUGCUUGUUCAUCUUCAGAGUGCUGAACUAUUCUAAAAAUGGCCCAUAGGAAUAUCUCUCUUAUUCUUUAGGUGCUGUGCUGCUUUGUGUCCUCUGUUGUAAGAUCAGUCCCUUUCUGACUACAUGUAAAGGAGAAAUUCUCAGGGCACUAACAGGGCUUUGUGGGCUGCGUGGCUCACAAUGACACCCUAGAACAUAGUAAUACCUUGUCAUCCCUCUCUCCAACUUCUUUGAGUCUGUUUUAAUAAACAUACUAUUUAAGUUUCUCAUGAGAGACGUCAUUGUAUUAUGCACCCAAAGCAUCAGCCAGUCUCUGUUCUGGGAGGAAAUGAAUUUGCAGAUAUGUUGCGCUGUUGGGCUCUCUAGCCCCCGUUGAUCAUGCUGAAGUCAUGUGACGCCUUAUGUUGUCAACACAUCUAGAUUUUGAGCCUCAUUGCUCCUCAGUUGAGUUUCUCCUUUGGUUCUGCAUGCAUUUGGUGCCACAGUUGUUUUUCUUCUCUUCCAGGAAUUGAGGAAUGAAGACACCACUGGCAGCUUGAAGAAGUGCCAGGAUUGUAGUCUUAUUUUCUUUUUGUUUCAUCUCGGUUUUCAUCAGUAUGGUCUGAAUAUCUUUCAAGUAUAGUUUACUCUGAAAAGUGGCUACAUAAUUAUUGUAUUCAAUAAACCUGAUGCCUGUCUAUUCAGAAUUAUA